Messenger RNA from Kwoniella mangroviensis CBS 8507, 1545 nucleotides. RefSeq lists its product as uncharacterized. Gene Ontology annotation, biological process: late endosome to vacuole transport via multivesicular body sorting pathway; vesicle budding from membrane. Lineage: Eukaryota; Fungi; Basidiomycota; Tremellomycetes; Tremellales; Cryptococcaceae. Bases 1 to 1545 code for a protein of 514 amino acids. Gene Ontology annotation, cellular component: multivesicular body; ESCRT III complex. The record is from RefSeq and is a predicted model, not a curated record. The transcript is spliced from 7 exons.
AUGUCUGAUCCUGCUCUCCCUCCAUUCCUGAAGACAUCUCCACCGCCGACUGCACCUCCAUCCUCAGCUCGACUACACGCGUUAUACGCGUCAACAUCCUCUCAGCGAACCACCAAUCCCACAGGCUAUGCUGCGAACUCGCAAUGGUGGGCUUCAGUCAUUGAAGAGACACUCAGAACAGGAUGGAUUAAUGGUGAAAGUGGGGACAGACUGAUAUUGAAAGUGGAUGAUGCGUUGCUAGGUCGAUUGGAAGAUGAACAUGGGAGAAGACCAAAGGGGAUUGGUGGUGUUAUUGAAGGUCUAACAUUGACAACACCUCCUACACUACAUCCCCCUUCCUCACUUCACAUCUUCUUUGACACCUUUGCAUGCCCCCCCCCCGACAAGGUGGGAAAGGAAGAAACGUUGUGGUCAAGGUAUGGUAAAGGUAAAGAAUACGUGCAUAUCCCAUUGUUAGAGCAAUUUGCUUCCUCCUUCACUUCUCAUAUAUCGAAGAACCCUAUCCUAUCCUAUACCGAUGCGUUAUUUGAUCUCGAUUCAUUCAGAGAAGAAUACGGACAAAUCUGUUUCCCUGCUAGUCCAAGUUCCAAGAAACUACCUGAAGGUACACAUAAAUUGUCUAUCAGAGAUAUAGAGGUUCUCGUCAAAUGGCUACAUAGGGAUUGCGGAGUGAUAGUGACUGACGGAUCGGUCAUCAAAGUGCUAGAACCCGAUCAGAUGCCUUCAGACCAUCCUAUCACUGAUGCUGAUCGUGGCGUCAUCUCCGUCAUCAAUGCUCAACGGAAAGUCGAGAAGCAGAUUCUCGGUAUAGAAGAGCAGAUCACCCAAUCUCAGGAGAAAGCCAAGAAACAGCUUGCCAAAGGGCAGAAGAAUGCUGCUUUAUCAUAUCUCAGAUCGAAGAAACAGUUGGAAGAUCUACUGGCUAAGCGAAUCGCAUCUUCCGAACAGUUGGGAGCUGUGAUAAGGAGCAUUGAUCAAGCUAAGGGUGAUGUAGAGAUCAUGGCUGCAUACGAAACUUCCACUUCGACACUUCGAUCAGUACUUUCCGACCCAUCGCUCUCACCUGAUCGAAUCUCAGCUACCACCGAUGCUCUCGCGGAAGCUAUGGCUGACCAAGAGGAGAUCGACCAAGCUGUCAGGAUCGGAGGUGAACUCGCCAUGGGAGGCAAGCGGGUCGAGGUGGACGAGAAUGAAUUGGCUGCUGAGUUGGAGGAUCUGGUCCAAGAGGAGAAAGUUGCCCAAGCUGCUGCAAAGGAACAACAGAAGAAGCAGGUGGAGAAAGAGAGACAAGAGAAGACAGAUGAGACUGCAGGCAGACAAUCAAUCCCCGUCAAUGAGAAACCAACAGUCCUACUACCAGCGCAAGGUCAAGUGGCAAAAUCGCAACAGAAUUUCGCACAGCAUGAUCAGUCGACGAAUCAGCAGAAGGAAGAACAGGUAUGGAAGGAUCGAUACGAAGAUGCUCAACAUCGUAAAGAAGCUGAAAGGAGGAGAAGUGAGGAGGAGAGAUUGCGAAAGGGAGAAAAGAGACUUGUAGCUGAGUAG